Messenger RNA from Aaosphaeria arxii CBS 175.79, 1753 nucleotides. RefSeq names its product FAD/NAD(P)-binding domain-containing protein. The record is from RefSeq and is a predicted model, not a curated record. Gene Ontology annotation, molecular function: FAD binding. The transcript has a single exon. NCBI's taxonomy places the organism in Eukaryota, Fungi, Ascomycota, Dothideomycetes, Pleosporales. Bases 314 to 1576 code for a protein of 420 amino acids.
GUUGAGGUUAGUGGAUAUCUUUGACAUCUGCGGGCUCUUAUACAGACCCGAAUCUGAGAGGAUGGAUCUACUUUCCAGGCAGCACUACAUUCCUCAUGACUCAUAUAUCCCAUAAAAGAGGCAUGGUCGAUUCUGCUAUCAUGCAUCAUCGUCUUAUGAUGUUCUUGCCUACAUGAUAGUUGAGGAAGCUAACCGACAAGUAAAUCACUCGUUAGUACAUACAUAAGUGAGCUUAAGUCGAUUAAGCCAUUCCAAGCUUUCUCAAGUUCUACCUUUUUACCAUCCGAUCACUGAUCAGCUUUCAUCCAAUACAAUGUCAAGAUUAAACGUCCUGGUCGUGGGCGCUUCCAUAGCAGGUCCCACAACAGCAUACUGGCUUGCAAAAGCCGGAGCAAAUGUCACCAUCAUCGAAAGAUUCCCAUCACUACGUCAGAACGGGCAGAACAUCGACAUACGAAAUGUUGGCGUCACCGUGAUGCGAAAGAUGAAAGGAAUGGAAGCCGCCGUCAAAGCUCGCUUAGCACCGAUCGAUGGAUUCAGCUGGGUUGAUGCGAGUGGAAAACCUUUUGGGACCAUGACACCGAGCGGAGAUCCAAACGAACAGACUCUCGUUUCUGAAUACGAAAUUUAUCGCGGCGAACUAUCGAACAUCUUGUACGAAAUGACCAGGAGUAACGAGAGAAUCAAAUAUGUCUUCGGCGAACAAGUCGCUUCUAUACAACAGAACAACAACGGACCCGUUACCGUCGAGUUCGCGAAUGGGCUUCUACCAGUCUCCACAUUCGAUCUCAUCGUCGCCUGUGACGGCGCAACCUCCCGGACUCGAGCGUUAGGUUUCGAAUGCGGAGUUCGCGAUCACAUCACCCCCAUGAACUCCUGGGGCGCUUACUUCACUAUCGACGGGGAUCUUCUGAACGGUGGGAGGUUGGGAGAAUCCUUCAACACACCGGGAGGUCGCUUCCUCGCAAUUGGACCCCGUCCGUCCGGAAAAACGACUCAAGGUCUGCUUAUGGCGAUCAAUCCCCAGAAUGGACCUGAUUUCUCGACACCUUUCCGCCAGGCGUCCAAACAAGGGGACGAGGCGCUGAAGCGACACGUAUACCAGCACUUCCAGGGCGCAGGCUGGAAGACCGAUGAGAUUCUCAAAGGAAUGAUGGAGGCAGAGGAUUUCUAUGCUUCGGAAUUCGUCCAAGUCAAAUUACCUCGAUUAUCUAAAGGGCGAUUCGUCGCCGUUGGUGAUGCAGGCUAUGGGUCGAGUUUUACGGGGACGGGGACGAGUCUCGCUCUGGCAGGCGCGUACAUGUUAGCGGGAGCGGUUUGCCAGCACAAAGAUGACCUCGGAAUGGCACUGCAGCGGUACGAAGAGCGGAUGAAGCCGCUGCUUGAUGAUAUGCAGAAGAGUCCCCCGGGUGUUCGAGAAAUGAUGGCCCCACAAACUGCCUGGGGGCUGUGGCUCAGGAAUACUAUUAUUGCUUGGGUCACCUGGAGCGGCGUCUUGAAAUGGGGCGGUAAAUUCUUCGCAAGUUCAUUCAGCGAGGAUAAGUAUAAUCUUCCCGAUUAUGAUUGGGAAUCGUAGGCAUGUUUGAGUCAAUACGAAGGCUGUGAUGGGACCAGUCUUGACAUGAAUCACAACUUGAUCACUAUCUUCUCGCCUGCCUAUUUUCAGAUUUGUAUUAUUAGACCCUUUAUUGAGAUACCUGUAAGCGUUUCAGAUAGAUUUAGCUACAUCACAAUUGAAAACCCUUCACCAACU